CAAGGCAACGGCUCCGCUGCGGGCUGCGGGCGCCUGGCCGCCCCGGGGAGGCGCUGCGCGCCGGCGGCCCCACACGGCGAGGCGGCGAGACAGCAGGGUCUUACAGUUUCUGAGGCUGACUUUGAACUGGCAAUCUUCCUGCGUCAGCCUCCCAAACCACUGGGCUUACAGCUGUCCCUCCUACUUACCUCAUCUGCUACCAUUUGGACACACUGCGUUAGCAGUCCAGAGGGGGCCAGGAAGUGGAGCCUUAGAACAUCAAACCCCAAAGGAAAAACAGCCAGGGAGAGGGCCGAGAGACUUCUGCCUGAACCUUGGGUCUGGAUUGCUCCUUCUCAAACCUGGUUUCUUAAUUCCACCUUCACUUCUGACCGGGAACCUCUGCAGUUUGAGGAACUUUGCUCCCAUUUUUCACACUGAUUAACCGAGAGUGGAACAUCUGAAGAGAUGCAAGCAAGAAAAAGAAAUUAAACCAGGCCCGAGGAGCGAUGCAACAGGCAUGAUGGAGGUCGAGUCCUCCUACUCGGACUUCAUCUCCUGUGACCGGACAGGCCGUCGGAAUGCCGUCCCUGACAUCCAGGGUGACUCAGAGGCUGUGAGCAUGCGGAAGCUGGCUGCAGACAUGGGCGAGCUGGCACUUGAGGGGGCAGAAGGUCAGGCAGAGGCCAGCACCGCAGACAAGGAGGCCAGCAAGCCACCUGAAAGCAGCGAUGGGACCGCUUCACCUUGAGUCCAGCCUCAUCCAUGGAGGCUGGAGAGAGCCUGCUGUCCCCUAUGGAAAUGAACCCUGGCAUUGGCCCAACCUCUUCUCUGAGCCCAUGUCCCAGGCCAGACAGGCUAGCCUGAGAGGCCCCUCAGAGGCCUCCAUGGCCCCUAUUCUGGACAAGCCCUCUGCCGACACCCCUGGGCUCCAACCUGUCCCCCUCCUUCUCACUGAGCCCAGGCACAUCUGGAGACACUGUACCCAUGGGGUGUUAUUUAUUCAGCUGGUACUGGGCAUGGGCCACAUCCUGCCUACCUGGGAACAGCCGACACGGGCACACUUCUUUCAGGGGGGCCUGGACAGGGACCAUAUCCCACCCAGCACCCCUCCUUUCCAACCCUAGCCUUCUCAGUCAAGACCUUCUUAUCCCUUUUUAAAAAAAUACUUUUAAACUUUUUAAAAACUUCAAACCUUUUUUCAGGAGAGAGAAAGGGAGCCGACAAUCAUUGCACAUUUUCUGGAAGCCAUCUUAAGCUCAAUUGACCGUCUGUGCUGCUCUGGGCUUUCCCACACGGAGCUUCGCAGAUCCGGUUUUAGAAAAAUUUGGGCUCAAAACUAAAUGAGCAAUUCUGUGCCCUUUUUACCAAAAUAAGUGACAAUUAGGCCCCAGGAAAUAAAUAAUGAUUUGUGUGA
Marmota monax (woodchuck) is the source of this 1396-nucleotide messenger RNA. It is a transcript of the gene Pkig, whose product is annotated as cAMP-dependent protein kinase inhibitor gamma. Gene Ontology annotation, cellular component: cytoplasm; nucleus. The record is from RefSeq and is a predicted model, not a curated record. The transcript is spliced from 7 exons. Gene Ontology annotation, molecular function: cAMP-dependent protein kinase inhibitor activity. Lineage: Eukaryota; Metazoa; Chordata; Mammalia; Rodentia; Sciuridae. Gene Ontology annotation, biological process: negative regulation of cAMP-dependent protein kinase activity. Bases 500 to 730 code for a protein of 76 amino acids.